This is a messenger RNA of Puntigrus tetrazona (Sumatra barb), 685 nucleotides long. RefSeq names its product transcobalamin beta a (gene tcnba). The record is from RefSeq and is a predicted model, not a curated record. Gene Ontology annotation, molecular function: cobalamin binding. Gene Ontology annotation, biological process: cobalamin transport. The transcript has 4 exons. Bases 83 to 508 code for a protein of 141 amino acids. Lineage: Eukaryota; Metazoa; Chordata; Actinopteri; Cypriniformes; Cyprinidae.
UUUGGCAUGCAGAGAAAACCCAGAAUAUAAAUAGAGUGUGUGGUUGUGAGAGAAAUUCAGACACACUGUGCCGACUGCAAGAAUGGCUCUGACAGCGAUUAGUCUUCUGUGCGUUGCAGCUUUGCUGCCGAUCUCAGGGCUGGGACUGCCUGCACACUCAGGCAAGCUGGAACAGGUACCCGUAAGAGUGACUGUCAUUAACGAGUUCACUAAUGAGCAGAUCUCCUACUCCUCUACUGUGAUAGAAGAAGGGCUGAUGUUUGGUGCAUUAAAUCAACUGCAGGAGACCAACAACGAUUUCAAAUUUACAUACACUAUUCAUAAAACCUUCGGCAUAUACCUGGAAAGUGUGAAUGGACUGGCUGGAUCUGAUAAGGACCAGACAUACUGGGAGCUUCUGUCUGAAAAAGACGGAGUUGUAACUCGACUGGAAGUUGGAAUUGGCUGCUACCAACCUCAGAGAGAUGAGAAUAUGAUCCUGAGGUUCACCACUUGGGCCAAAAUAUAGAUUUUUCAAAAUCUUUUUUUCAAAUCAUUAGUUGUAUUCAGUGGUUGUGAACGUUAAAGCCACAAAUUGGUUCAGUCAUCGAAUCAAUACAGUUAUAGAGAGUGAAUUAAUGAAUUCAUCACUUCAUUGUAUUCCCAGUAUAAUACUUCAAUAAACAUAUCCUGAUGAAACCGAAAA